AUGGCGAUGGCCGCGCGGCCACAGACGCCCUCACAGGAUGCAUACAUGAUCCCGCACCCCAACGAUCCGGGGGUUUUGAGCCGCGGGUACGGCCCGCACUCUACCCUGUCGCGACCGAAUUCCUUUGCCGGCACCUCAGCAUACCACUACGGCUCCGGCGCCCUCGAAUCGUCGCAGGUUCCCCAUAACCCCCGUUUCAAGGAGGACUUCGAUACCGCCAGUCACCGCAGCUCGGUGUUUGACAGCCCUGCUGGAAUGCAGCGGUCUGCCUCCACCAUGUCGCACGUGCGCUCCACGACCCCGUCCCGUUCGAGUACUUUGCGGAAGAAGGCCUCGCUGAGCAAGAAGGGGAGCCUGCGGCGCAAUGGGAGCCGGAGAAGCAUGCGCGCGGGAAGUGUGAGGAGUUUGAGCUUAGGUGACCGCGAAAAGUAUGGCACCGAUGGCUCGGACGAUGUCAAUAGUGCUUUCGUCUCUCCCAUUCCUACCAACGGUAACCCGACCGAGGUGCUGGCGAAUCGGUUUGGAGCUUGGCGCAAGCUUCUGAAAGACUUGAUUCUCUUUUUUAAGGAGGUGCAGAAAUCAUACGAAACUAGAGCGAAGCUGUUCAUGUCCGCCUCUAGUGUCGUGAAUAACCAGACCCUUCCGCCGGGUUUGCUUCAGUCGGGUGGUCUGGCCGAUGCAACGGAGAUCCUUCAAAACUUCCACCGACAGGGUUAUACUGAGGCCAAUAAAGCUGUCGAGGUGGAGGUCGAGGUUAUCAGCCAAUUGACUGGUCUCCGCAGCGAUCUUCAGAAGAAGACCAAGGAGAUUAAGAGUCUUGCGGGUGAUUUUAAGAAUACCGUCGACAAGGAGAUUGACGGCACGCGCAGAUCCGUACGCAACUUGCACGAGGCUCUUGGGCUCGUCGAUACCGAUGCAUCUGCUACAUCAGGCAAAGGUGAUCCAUUCAUCCUGCGCCUGAACGUGGAGAAACAGGUUGAGAAGCAGAUCGAGGAGGAGAACUACUUGCAUCGGGCAUUCUUGAACCUGGAGAACUCUGGUCGUGAACUGGAGGGAAUUGUCGUGAGCGAGAUCCAGAAAGCAUACAAUGCCUACGCUAGUAUCCUCCGACGCGAAGCCACUGAAGCUCUGGACACUGUUGAGAAGCUCCAGGCGGGUCCGAUCUCCAUGCCUCAGGACUACGAGUGGAAUCAGUUUGUCGCCAACACAGAAGAGCUUGUCGAUCCUCGGAUUGCCCUCCGGGAUGUGGAGAGCAUCACCUACCCUGGCAAGGGUCACCCGGCAGCUGCCGAAGUCAGGGCUGGGAUGUUGGAACGCAAGAGCAAGUAUCUCAAGAGUUAUACUCCUGGCUGGUAUGUUUUGUCGCCGACGCAUCUCCACGAGUUCAAGUCGGCGGAUCGUGUGGCAUGGCAGACACCCGUCAUGUCGCUUUACCUGCCAGAGCAGAAACUCGGGUCCCACUCACAGGAAGAUUCAAGCUCCCACAAGUUCAUGCUGAAGGGCCGGCAAACUGGCGCAAUGCACCGAGGCCACUCGUGGGUCUUCCGUGCCGAAUCUCAUGAGACCAUGAUGUCCUGGUAUGAAGAUAUCGAGGGCUUGAGCAACAUGACAGGAGAGGCACGAAACGCCUUCGUCCGGCAGCACGUCCGCAGCGUGAGUGGCAGGUCGAUGCAAAACGAGGUGAUGGAGGAUGAUGAAGCCGAUCGCACUCCAUACUCCGCAGGCUCUGCGGUCAUGACUCAAGACCGACCCACAUCCUCUCGCCAAGCUGGAGGUGCGUUUCCCAGCGACGUCCAACUUGACCGGAACCUCCAAGCGCCCUUGUCACCUUCUAGCGGGGACAGCUCCGCCGGCAGAGAUAUGCUAGGAGCUGCUGGAUCGUACCCUGAUGGGUCUAGUGCAUUUGGUGACAGCCUCCGACCAGUAGGUAGCCGUGAAGGAAACAGUUCCUACCAAAGCCACCGGUCCAACGAGGGGAUCAAUGAACGGUCUCGGCCCAAGGUUACCCAACACGAUAGCUACUACGGCGACUGGAUUGGACCGUCCGUGAUAGUAGCUAAGCAGAGGCAGAGCCAGCAACUGGAAAACCCGACCCCGGAUGACCGCGAGAUCCGGUCUGAUGGAGACCAAGCUUCCCUUGCUGCCAUCUCAGGUGUCGGUAUUGCUGAUCGUCGCGAUCACUCGGCUCCUGCCCAGAUUUAUCGUCGGGAGAGCGUCUCUACAGCGCCUACUAACACCAACGCGACUGAGUUUACAAACCAUACCAAUCCUACCUCGGUAGAUGAUCAGGAGCUCGAGCUCCCUAAAAUCCAGACUCUUGGCCUUGAGAAUGGUUCUAUCAACCAAGGCCCUGAAUUAGACAGUGCAGCCAAGAUUCCACCCGCUUUGCUGCGUUCGAAUACAGACAACAGUGUCGCCCUGGACAUGAAGAUGCCAGGCCGUUAUCCUCGCACCAAUGUGGCUGCAUAG
Molecule: messenger RNA, 2469 nt
Organism: Penicillium hordei
Lineage: Eukaryota; Fungi; Ascomycota; Eurotiomycetes; Eurotiales; Aspergillaceae
Product: SLM1 family PH domain-containing protein
Exons: 4
Coding region: 1-2469 (822 amino acids)
Source: RefSeq, a predicted model, not a curated record